UUGAAAAAAAAACCAAAAUGUUAUAAAACGUGUACAGAGCACAAAUUUAUGUGAAAGAAUAAUCCUUUCGGCAGAAAGUUACACUUGUCGGUUACAAUCGUGUUUUAAAUUCAAACCCACAGGUUGUCCGGAUUUCACUGUCCGCUUCUGUAUGUAUGUACAUACAUCUUCAUUAGUUUUAGCUGAUACAUACAACUGUUAGGUGAACAAAACUAUUAUUUUCUAUAGCAACAUGUAGCAAGACUACACAAAUUUUAAUACCCCAGCAUAAGUAAUAUGCCAAAUUUCGUAUAAAAUAUUCAUUUCUAAAAGCUUCAAGUAAAAAACAUGGUGUUUCCUCUUCAAAUAAGAUUCCAUUUUUUUCAUAAAUAAUUUUAGAUUUUUUUUUUGUGGAUACAGAUCACUUGAUAUCAUAAUAUUUUAAUUAUGCUGCUAUGAAAAAGUGGUAAUUUGGAAUCCUCUUCGAGAGAUAUGUGAUUAAAAUGCAUACAUAGUAGCAGAAAUGAAGCAAACUACAAAUGUAUUUACACUUUACUAAGUGCCAAAACCACUGUGCUUUUUACGCGAAAUCGUGAAGGAAAAAUACAAAGAAAUAUUUCCGUAAACGUCAAAUUAUUAUCAUCGAAAUACAAGCAUUGUUUGUCACUUUUGGGAAAAUUCUAAACACGGAAGCACAUAGACUUUUUGUUUUCGAUUUUUAACGUCUGUAUUUCUGCUCAAAUAUUUCUGAUUCUACUGAAAAUAUUGAAAUAUAAUCUUAUCUUUCGAUACCAUCCAAGCUCGUGCUGAUAAAGGAUUACUGAUCUAAUUUCUUGAUCGUUAUAUUUUAAAAAUUACCUGAGCGCAACAUCGAGUACGACUAUGGAACUACCUGCGUUUCAACAAUUAAAUAUUCGCAGGAGUACACGUGGUAAGCGGCCAUUGCGCAAUCUAACACCUAACGACAAAAUUCGGGCUAUUCAACGUAUUCAUCAAGGGGAGACCAAAGCUUCUGUUUCAAGGGACAUUGGAGUGCCAGAGUCAACACUUCGAGGCUGGUGUAAAAAUGAACAUAAGCUUCGUUUUAUGUGUAGCCAGAUGAAUGAAAAAAAUGAAAUAGAGCUAAUUCCGAUUUACAAACUAGACAAAUUUCAACCAGCUGCGAAAAGAUAUAAAUUAGAUGGAAGGGAUUCUUUUAACUCGGCCAGUAAUAUUGAGAAUUUGAUCGAAUUCAAUGGAAUGUCCAAUUUGAAUAACAUCCACUUUGAUAUCAACGAUAACAACUAUGAAAACGCGUUACUUGAAGAAACUUUAAGCGAUUUUCUAAGAAAUAAGUCUUUGCCAGAUUCGAACGAAAUGAUGAAGCAAAAGUUGCUGAUUAAAGGCAAUCAAAUUUCACCUGGCUUGUGUUCAAUAGGCCAGACUUUAUCAUCCAUUAGUACAUCAACGAAUUAUAAAGAAUAUCAUUUUAGUCCCUACAAUUUAAAUUAUUAUUCAAAGUUAAAUUCUAGUUUUAUGUCAGCGAAAUCUAGUGUAGUUAGUUCCAGUUUUGAACGUAGCAAACCAAAACAUCAACAUGCUAUUAAUAGAAAUAUUGACAAAUCGGCUCUUACAGAUCCCUUUAAUGAAAAAAAAUAUUCAAUUACAUACAACAAGUGGUCCAACAUUCUUUCAGCAGGUAGUAAUACUGAAACUAUUAAAGCAAGUACUCACAAUACGGAAUGGAACGAUUACAAUGUAUUAGCUAUUACCAACAGAGACGGCAUAAAUAAUGAUAAAAACAUUGUUGAUCACAAUAGAAGUAACCAGUGCAGCAAUGAUUUGAGAUUACUUCAGUGGUGUAAAGUUUUCAACGCAAGUUUGAAUUUUUUGACCUUAGCAGCCACUGCUGCUACAUUGCAACCUACCCCAGUUUAUGUGCAUGGAGGUGGUGAUUCAAAAAAUUUUACAUCUCAAACAGACAUGACGGAGUGCAUUUUUGAAACACAAAACAACAUUCAGAGCUACUAUGAAAGUGAACCAGAAGAUCUCUCCAAAAGGGUUUCAAAAACUUCUAUGUCCAUUACAAGUCAGUCUCACAGCUCCAAUUCUUUUUUCAAAGAGUUUCAGGUCGUAAACAAGAAUUUGCAAUAAGUGAAUAUAUACAAGUAUAUAUAUAUAUAAUUAAAAAUGAACAAAUUUGACGAAUACUAUUUGCAGAAUUUAUAUUACUAUAACUAUGUUCCUUAACUUUCAUUGCGCUUUAAAAUUUGUUAUUUAUUGUUUAAUAAAGAGAUUAUUCUAUUAAAGAAAACUGAUACAAGAUAUUAAAAUUAUAACACAUAUUUUUCACAAAAUUAUUUCUACACAUAUAAAUACAUUGCUAUAUAUGAAGGAAGGUAGUUGAACAUGACAAUGUUUACAAAUACAUUCAAGUUAGCUACUAGACUUUCGUUCUUAGAUACCAGACAUUUACCAUCGAUUUCUGAAAAUUUCGUUUAUCUGCAAGACUUCGUAAAAAGGGACCAUAAAAAAUAAUACCCUUAUAGUAUGAGCAUCGAACCGGCGAACAUAACGAGGUAUAGUUUAUAUUUUUCGGCAUUCCAAAUUCUAUUAUUUCAAUUUGUCAAAAUAACUAAGAAUAAAAUUUAUAAUGACCCCGACGUGAUACGAGUACCACGUGCAGUUACAUUGCUUAAUUUAUUGCUCCUUUCGCAGUAACAAGAACAGAUUACCAUAUCCUAUAGUUAACUCAUCGCGGUUAUUAGUGUUGUUAUUCGUGGUUUUUCUCCUAUUCUUCUCUGCAAAAAUAUACAGUAUGCAAAUUACGAAUAAUCGAAUUUAAAAUAAGUUCUGCUAUUCAGGAAAUGGACUUUAUUGAAGGUAUGUGCUUAUUAAGUAAUCCGAAUUUUAAGGUUUAAAAAAGUUCUUUGUAUAAAAUUUACAGACAUCUUGCCCCCUGAGCAGUGUCACAAUGCAAUGUAAGUAGUACUAGAUGAAUUGCUAGAGGAUAUAACUUUGUAGUUUGAAACAAAUGUGGAUAAAAAUAAAAGACCAAGAGAGUCAAACAUUUUUUAAUAAGUGGGUACUUGUCUGCUAUGUGCUGCACAACAUACUCUUGAAAGGGCGAGAUUCUUCACACUUUGAAAGGCAAAGUGUCGAAGCCCAUGAAUUCCAAUAUGAUGGAAAUGAUAUUGUUGCACCUACCCCCGAACUAAAAAGACAAGCACUAUAAAAUUUAAUUUUUGAAUAAUAAUAAUAUUUUUGUUUUAAUAACAAGUAACUAAAAUUAUUUAUUUGUUUAUUGGUUAUUAUAUUAUAUUAUUAUUAUUAUUAUUAUUAUUUUUGAAGUUAUACUUCUUAUACGAAUUCGGAAAAGGUUGCGUUAAAUGCAAGUUGCGCAACCUUCCUCAAUAUGAAUCUAACGCAACCUUGUCUGUGAAGAUGUUCGAGUAGCAAGGGAAGCGGUGACAAUCGGCGAUCGUUUUUUUCGGCACAACUCGGCUUUUCUACCAACAACACAAUGUUGCCAUGCUUAUGCUGUUGUUGUUUUUGUAGAACAAUGUUUCAAUUUUUGGUUGGUGACAUAUUCACAUGUGUGCGCAUAUGUAGUAUGUUUGUAUGCUUGUGCAUUAUUGAAGUUAUACUUCCGUUUAAAUGAAUUAAGCAUCCCCCCACGUAAACCGGUAAAACUAGCACACACUAAUACUUGAUGACACCACACUCGCACACAAGACAACUCACCAAACUUGUACAUCCACCCACUCAGCAUAAAGGAUGGUCCCCUGAGUAGAUUCAACACAAUUGGUUCUAAGCAAUUCGUUCGAUACACUGCGCCGCGAUAACCGCUCACGCUAUUCUACAGAAAACCAUUUCACCGAUCCUGUGCGCGUUAAUUCGAAUCCUCAACCAUCCAGAGCGCUACAUCAUAUUCGUUCUAAACAAUUCGAGCCACACAAGCCGCACAUUAAAAUUCGCUUCGUAUAGACACUGCGCCGCUACGCUACCGCGAUUAGACCUUUCGACCUCCAUCCGCGAGAACUCGAUCGCCAGCUCCAGCAAAUCGGAACAGGAUUCUCGCCGCCGUGUUUGCUACUUAUUUUUAUUGCAAUUAAAUUGUGAAACAUUUAUAUUAUAUUUCCGUUGGUGAGAUUGUGAUAAUACAAACAAAAUUCAUUUUUAAUAAACAUAAAUUUCGUAUACUUUUAUUCAUGGUCCUUCGAGCCUUACAGAAAUGCACUAUUGGAAAACUAAAAUCAAAAUAAAUACGUAUAAAAGUGGUGACAGGAGGAUGGAGUCAUGUGUAGAAGUUCACGCAAGUGAGGAAAGUUCUCUGAUUGCCAUUCACUUGGGAGUGGCCAGAAACGAUUCUUUUACAUGUGACUCAAGCAGCUCACGACUUCCGGUCUUUGACCAAGUAUCCUCUGGGUAGCCUAAGAACAUCCGUUUGAAGGCGAGCUAACGUGAGAAGGCGAAACAUCCCCUGCAUAGGGUUGUGCGCUGGGUUUGGGACCCCCACGUAAACAAACACCCCCAAUAAAAAUCAACUAUAAGCCUCGGAUGAGAAACCCCCCUUUCGAUGACGACCAUGGCAAACGAAAUAAGGACUACGAUUUGAGGGCAUGCACCUGGAAUGUCCGGUCCCUUAAUUGGGAAGGUGCCGCUGCCCAGCUGGUUGAUGUCCUCGUGAAAAUAAAGGCUGACAUCACCGCCGUCCAAGAAAUGGGAUGGACGGGACAAGGACAGAGGCGAGUAGGUCCUUGUGACAUUUACUACAGUGGCCAUAUAAAGGAGCGCAAGUUUGGUGUUGGAUUCGUGGUUGGAGAGAGACUCCGUCGCCGAGUACUAUCAUUCACUCCGGAGAAUGAACGUCUAUCCACAAUCCGCAUCAAAGCGAGGUUCUUCAACAUAUCGCUGAUUUGCGCCCACGCCCCGACGGAAGAGAAGGACGAUGUGACCAAAGAUGCCUUUUAUGAGUGCUUGGAGCGCACUUAUGAGAGAUGCCCCCGCCACGAUGUCAAAAUCGUGCUUGGCGACUUCAACGCCAGGGUGGGCAAAGAAGGUAUCUUUGGCACUACGGUCGGUAAAUUCAGCCUCCACGAGGAAACAUCCCCAAAUGGGUUGAGGCUGAUCGACUUCGCCGGGGCCCGAAAUAUGGUUAUCUGUAGUACUAGAUUCCAGCAUAAGAAGAUACAUUAAGCUACCUGGCUGUCUCCGGAUCGAAAAACUACCAACCAGAUCGAUCAUGUUGUGAUAGACGGAAGACACGUUUCCAGUGUUUCAGAUGUGCGUGCGCUCCGAGGUCCUAACAUCGACUCGGACCACUAUAUUGAGUCUCUGAGAGCACUCGUCAACAACUCGGUAUAAGGGAACUGUGGGACGGCAUUUCAAACUCCUUACGCACAGCUGCAACCGAAACCAUUGGUUUUCGGAAAGUGCAAAAGAACAGCUGGUACGACGAGGAGUGCCGUGUCGCAGCGGAGAGAAAACAGGCUGCCUACCUCGCAACGUUACGAUCGACCACAACACGUGCGGGAUGGGAUAGAUACCGAGAGUUGAAGAGGGAAGCGAGACGCAUUUGCAGACAGAAGAAGAAAGAGGCCGAAAUGCGUGAGUACGAACAGCUCGAUAAGCUGGCCGACAGGGGUAAUGCUCGAAAAUUCUACGAAAAGGUGCAGCGGCUUACAGAAGGUUUCAAGACCGGAGCAUACUCCUGUAGAACCCCCCAAGGUGAUCUAGUUACCGAUGCCCAGAGCAUACUUAAAUUAUGGAGGGAACACUUCUCCAACCUGCUGUAUGGCAGUGAUAGCACAACACCGGGAGAAGGCGAACCCGAUACCCCAAUCGAUGACGAUGGAGCAGGCGUUCCAUUGCCCGACCAUGAAGAAGUUCGAAUAGCAAUUGCCCGACUGAAAAACAACAAAGCGGCAGGGCCGAUGGAUUGCCGGCCGAGCUAUUCAAAUACGGCGGCGAAGAGCUGAUAAGGUGCAUGCAUCAGCUUCUUUGCAAAAUAUGGUCGGACGAAAGUAUGCCCAACGAUUGGAAUUUAAGUGUGCUAUGCCCAAUCCAUAAAAAAGGAGACCCCACAAUCUGCGCCAACUACCGUGGGAUUAGCCUCCUCAACAUCGCAUAUAAGGUUCUGUCGAGCGUAUUGUGUGAAAGAUUAAAGCCCACCGUCAACAAACUGAUUGGACCUUAUCAGUGUGGCUUCAGACCUGGUAAAUCAACAACCGACCAGAUAUUCACCAUGCGCCAAAUCUUGGAAAAGACCCGUGAAAGAGAAUCGACACUCACCACCUAUUCGUCGAUUUCAAAGCUGGUUUCGACAGCACGAAAAGGAGCUGCCUUUAUGCCGCGAUGUCUGAAUUUGGUAUCCCCGCAAAAUUAAUACGGCUGUGUAAACUGACGUUGAGCAACACGAAAAGCUCCGUCACGAUCGGGAAGGACCUCUCCGAGCCGUUCGAUACCAAACGAGGUUUCAGACAAGGCGACUCCCAAUCGUGCGACUUCUUCAAUCUGCUGCUGGAGAAAAUAAUUCGAGCUGCAGAACUUAAUCGAGCAGCACAAUCUUUUGUAAGAGUGUACAGCUGCUGGCGUAUGCCGAUGAUAUUGAUAUCAUCGGUCUCAACACCCGCGCCGUUAGUUCUGCUUUCUCCAUACUAAACAAGGAAGGAAUGCAAAUGGGUCUGGCAGUGAACGAGGGCAAGACGAAAUAUCUCCUGUCAUCAAACAAACAGUCGUCGCACUCGCGACUUGGCACUCACGUCACUGUUGACAGUCAUAACUUUGAAGUUGUAGAUAAUUUCGUCUAUUUAGGAACCAGUAUUAACACCACCAACAGUGUCAGUCUGGAAAUCCAACGCAGGAUUACUCUUGCCAACAGGUGCUACUUCGGACUGAGUAGGCAAUUGAAAAGUAAAGUCCUCUCUCGACGAACAAAAGCCAAACUCUAUAAGUCGCUCAUAAUUCCCGUCCUGCUAUAUGGUGCAGAGGCUUGGACGAUGACAACAACCGAUGAGUCGACGUUGCGAGUUUUCGAGAGAAAAGUUCUGCGAAAGAUUUAUGGUCCUUUGCGCGUUGCCCACGGCGAAUAUCGCAUUCGAUGGAACGAUGAGCUGUACGAGAUAUACGACGACAUUGACAUAGUUCAGCGAAUUAAGAGACAGCGGCUACGCUGGCUAGGUCAUGUUGUCCGGAUGGAUGAAAACACUCCGGCUCUGAAAGUAUUCGACGCAGUACCCGCCGCGGGAAGCAGAGGAAGAGGAAGACCUCCACUCCGUUGGAAGGACCAAGUGAAAAAGGACCUGGCUUCGCUUGGAAUAUCCAAUUGGCGCCACGUAGCGAGGAGAAGAAACGACUGGCGCGCUAUUGUUGACUCGGCUAUCAUCGCGUAAGCGGUGUCUACGCCAGUAAAGAAGAAGAAGAAAAGUGGUGACAAAAGUGCAGUGAGACAAAACAAGAAAACUAUAUGUACGUACAUACAUACGCAUAUAACAAAAAAAACAGCCAAAUCAAAAGACAACGUUGGUCUAAAAUAAAAAAAAAAGUUAAAUAAAAUAAAGCGGCUCCCAAAAGAUAUGUAUACACAAAUGUACAUAUAUAUGAAGCCAGAGGGUAUAUCCCAAUGAAAUCUGCAAAAACAAAAACAGGGGUGCGAAUUAGUUACUAUUACAAAAAUAUAAACAUAAAAGUGCAGUGCGAAACAUAAUAACUAACAACGGAAAAAAGAGGUUCAAUUCGAUAAAAAAAAACUGAGACAAAUAUAUAUAUAUAAAACUACAAUAAAAGAGCGGGCGCAAAAUGCAAAACUAAAUAAUAAUAACCAACAAAAUACAUAACUUCAAAAAGCGCUAAUUAACCAAACAGACUCUAAAAACAUUAAACAACAACAAGCACAGUAAAGGACUGGAAGAAAAAACCAAAGACAUAUGUUAAAAGUUUUACACAAACAAAGACUCACACAAUCGUGCGCGAAAAGUAAAACUAAACAAUAAGCUAAAAUACAAAUCGGGCGCGAAAAUCUAAAACACCAAUAAAACAAACAAAAACGAAAAAAACGGGUGCGAACAUUAAAAUAAAUAUACAUACAUACAAACAACCCAACAACACAAGGAGGUGGCCAGGCAGAGACAGGAAUUGGAACAAGGCGAACAGACAAACCAACUGGAAACGAUUCGGAGAGGAGCAAAGGCAUUUUACCUAAUACACACACAUAUAUACAGCCACAUUAUCCCAAAAAACCCCUAUUGGAAAACACAGUGAGCGUAUUAUGUCCUUUAUUUAUUUGAUACAUACAUAUGCCUAAAGAUAAUAUAAUUUUACCAAACACGGUAAAAGCCGAAAUACCGUUUCGAGUAAUAUAUGUAGAUAUUUCAAAAUAUACAUAUGUACAUAUGUAUAUAAAAAUAUAGAAGCGUACCUUAUGCUUACAUACGACAUAGAAUCUGCAUUUCCUUACAUACCCUACACUGGGUACCAAAUUAUUAAAAAUAUUAAUUUUAAUUAAUUUUCAAAAAAAAAAAAUCGUACUUUCCGUAAAGAACUAAUCGGAACGGUUAAGUAAAAAUCACAAAUUACGUUUGUUGAAACGAAUCCAAAAAAAUCAUUUUCACUAAAUACAUAUAAGUUUGUGGACACAACCGUAUCCGGCAAUAUAUCUUGUUCUUUGGCAAACAAAAACAAGCAGGAUUGUGGACAAAAAGCUAAUUGAUCUCUCUAACGAGCUCUCAAUUGCUUACGAACAAAGCAUAACAAACAAUUCGUGCAUACUUAUGUACAAAGCAUAUUGAUCUCUUCGACGAGCUCUCAAUUGCACAAAACAUAAGCAACUUCAUACGCACAUACAAACAUACAUAUAAGUCCAAGUAUUAGGGUGUACCUAAAUACAAAAUAUUCGGACAUAAAAUAUUUUAAUUAAUAAAAAGUACGGUUUUUAAUAGCAAUUAACAAUUCAAAAUAAAACAUAAAUAAAAAUAAUACCAGUGCAAAUAAAUACAAAACGAUAUUAAUAAAAUAUACGUUUGUACCGAUAUAAUCUGAAAAAAACUCUUAUUUAUUUAAAAAAGAGUAUACAAUGUAUUACACUUUUCGCUUCUAUUAGAUGCCAUAAAUCAGUUUACACUGAGAAAAACUUUAACAAUAUUUUAAUACAAAAAUAUACAAUAUAUCAAAAAUGGUUAAUAACAAAAAUCAAAGUACACUUGGAGCUACACGCUCAAAACGGGUUGCUAGAUUUAUUUCAGAAAGUGAUACUUUAACAAGAUACUGCACUAGAUUUGCCUCUUCACCGAUUCACGAAAACUCGGAAUCGUUAUUAGAAAUAAAAAGCCAAAAUCUCAAAAAUUUUUGGACUCGCCUCCAAGUGGCUCAUGACGCCAUAGUAGAUUCUGACAAUUCAGAUCUACCACAAAAUUUUAAAUCAUCGGCUUACGAUAUUUUUGAAAACUGCUUGGACCAAUAUGAAGAAACGAAAGCUAUGAUCUCCGAUCAAUUAAAGCUCAUUAAAGCAAUUACACCUAUUCCCCACAGCAGAGUAGAGCUGCCACAAAUAGACAAUCAAGAGGCAAGUUCAGGCAUCCAACUCGAGGUGCCUGCAUGUGAUACAGAAACGUUUUACCGAGGUUAUGAAGAAUGGCCGUCCUUCCGGGACUUGUUCACAGCCGUUUACAUCAACCAUCCAUAACUAUCAAAAGCACAAAAACUGUAUCACCUCCGAUACAAAACAAAAGGUCAAGCAGGCGAAAUAGUUAAACAGUUCGCUCUCAAUGACGAAAAUUUCAAUUUUGCUUGUGAAGCUGUUAAAGGACGUUAUGAGAACGAAAGAAUAUUGGUCGAUAAGCAAGUAACGACACUAUUAAACUUGCCUAAAAUCAAGAAAGAAACAAGUGAAGAAUUUGUAACACUACAAUCCACUGUUUCUAAUUGUUUGUCGGUUCUAUCGACACUAAAUAUUCCCACAGGCAGCUGGGACCCAAUUCUGGUAAACGCACCGCCGCAUUACCAGAAAAGUUGUUACUUCUAUGGGAGUAAUCGCUCUCAUCACGAAAAAAGUGCCCAACGUGGCAACAAAUUGAAGAUUUUCUCACCACCCAAUAUGAAAUUGCGGAAAGGUUAGAAGAAAAAAUAAUAAAAAACAAGUAAGGAAGGGCUAAGUUCGGGUGUCACCGAACAUUUUAUACUCUCGCAUGAUAAAGUGAUAAUCGAGAUUUCAUUAUCCGUCAUUUACAUAUUUUUUUAUUUUGCUGUAAAAUUAAUUAGAAUUAAAUUCUGGGAGAUUUGCCGAUAUUUUCGGUGCAAAAUUAGGUUAGGUUAGGUUAGGCACUGAGUUCUUCGUGUUCGAUAUUAGGGACCUUGAAAAGUUAUUGUCCGAUCACGACAAUUUUUCCACAAGGAAUACCUCAGCUCAAAUACCGUAUAUUAUUAUACAGAUAAUGUAUAUAUUAUACAGAGAAGACAUCAGAUGGAAUUCAAAAUAGCGUUAUAUUGGAAGAAGGCGUGGUUGUGAACCGAUUUCACCCAUAUUUCGUACAUGUCAUCAGGGUGCUAAGAAAAUAUUUGUUUCUAUCGCUAUUGCUAGCCACCACUUACCUCGGCACUUGUCAACUCAUCGGCAAAAAAUAGACACAGUUUGGUUAGUUUGGUUUCCUUUUGUUUAAUUUAAUUUUUAGUUUAAUGUUUGAUUUUGAUUUGUUUUAUUAAAGACACCGUUCGUAUCGUUGGAUUCACUGCACUUCGAAAUAGGGAUACGGAAAACUGACGCUGCGUGACACGUUCGCUCGGUGCGAGAUCGUUGUAACAAAGGGGAAGUCGUCCUCUCGAACGGUCGGUUUUGAUUGUUGGGUAGUGUAGAGUUGUGGUGUGAUGUUCGUAUGUGUGAUAUAUAUUCAUGUGUAGUAGUGUGUGGUGUCUUCAUGUGGGAUGUCUGGAUGUGUGGUGUCUUCACAUGUGGAUCGCGUUAGUGUGGUUGUUCAGUGUCGGGCGUACAGAGGGAAAAGCUAACUCUUCUAGCCAUCCCGGCCCCCCUAGGCGAAUAUUAGCCUAGCAGACGCUGUAAUUGCUGCAGCGUGGCAACAACGCUGUUAAGGCCAGUUUAGCGGCGGUAUGAUGAACGAUGCUGCUGGCGCCGCGGGGGUGCUUCAUUUCGCCUUGUUCUGGACGAUGGAGGGGCCGACUUGGCUGCUGCGAUCGGUUCGUGGCAAGCUGCCGCGCGACGGGCCGUUUUGGGGUGCGAUGCAGCAUGGUAUGGUGCGGCCUAUUGCACAGUUGGCAUAGGGUGAUGGAUGUACACUCCUGGGUGGUGUAUACCGUUGCUAAGCAAUUCAGGCAGUGCCCAUGAGCUUGAGCAACCUUCUGCCGUUGCAUGGGCUGCAUGCUGCGAAAGAUGCAACAAUGUUGUAGCCGGUGUGGGCGCCGACACAGGGGACAUCGGCUGCGCUGAGGUUCUGCUACGGGCGCUGAGGACGGUGGUAGUGGUCGCGUGCUACUACGAUGAGCGGUAGCAGUGGCGGUUGCCGCUGGAGUUCGAGGCGGUGGAGUUGCCCCAGGACGUGGCACGGUUAUGGCUGACCUCACCGUUGGCGUUGGCACUGCUGGCAUAUCCACAUCCAUUGUAAUCUGUGUGGGAGGAGGAAUGUGGUUAAAAUGUGUGUCAUUAAAAUGUGUAUGGCGAUCGUGCCACGUUAUGUGGCAUGAAAGGGUCGUCAUGUAGAUCGACCAUUGCAUUAGGUUUCGAAAUAGUUUAAACGAGUUUUUUAUUUGCGGGUUUAUUACUUCGGGUUUUUGGUUAUUUGAUUUGCGUUACGAUAGUAUCGGCUGUUUUUUCGUUAUUUGCGGUUUCGUCAAUGUGUGGUAGAAAACAUAGUUUCACGAGCGGUCUUGUUAAUAUACCGCUUUGAGUGCGGAGCUCAACGACUCGUACAUGACCGUCGGAGCCGUAGUGUAGUUUUUCAAUGCGGCCAAGCCGCCAUUCUGUAGGGGGCAGACAAUCAUCAUGGAUGAUGACACAAUCUCCAAACUUUGGUGCCUUUUCUGGAAUCUUCCACCUGUACCUUUUAUGAAGGUCCUUUAUAUAUUCUUCCUUCCAUCGGCGGCUGAAUUCGUGAUGGAGGAUUUUUAUUCUCUCCCAUUGAUUUAAUAAGGAUAGCGACCCUACGCCUGGCUCAGGUGUGGCCAGAAUGGGUGCUCCUUUGAGAAAAUGUCCUGGUGUUAGGGCUGUGAAGUCAGAGGGAUUUGCGAGAGGGUUGUGAGUGGCCGUGAAUUGAGAACGGCUUCAAUUCGCACUAACAGUGUGGUGAACUGUUCAUAAUUAAAUUUGUAGUUUCCAGCUACUUUUUUGAAGUGGGAUUUAAAGCUUUUUACUGCUGAUUCCCAUAAACCAUCCAUAGGAGGAGCGCUUGGGGGAUAAAUUGCCAGUUAAUGCCUUGGGGCGCAUACCUUUGUACAAUCUCUGGUGAGACUUGUUUGAUAAAAUCCACAAUUUCCUUUUCAGUGGCUCUUUGGGCUCCAAUGAAGGUCUUACCGUUAUCGCUCAUCAGUUUUGAUGGGAAGCCGCGUCGUCCGACGAAGCGAGCGAAUGCCGCGAGAAAAGCCUCCUUUGUCAGAUUCGUACACAGCUCGAGGUGCACUGCUUUUGUCGUAAAACAGACAAAGACAGCCACAUAGCCUUUCAUUAGAGUGGGGGACCUUAGCUUGGACGCCUUUAUCUGAAAAGGCCCAGCAAAGUCGACACCUGUAACUGUGAAAGGCAGAGCGAAGUUGCAGCGUUCCGGUGGAAGUGCUGCCACAAUCUGAGUUCGUAACUUCUGCUUGUGCAUAGUGCAGA
Molecule: messenger RNA, 12778 nt
Organism: Bactrocera dorsalis (oriental fruit fly)
Lineage: Eukaryota; Metazoa; Arthropoda; Insecta; Diptera; Tephritidae
Product: protein distal antenna-related
Exons: 1
Coding region: 862-2112 (416 amino acids)
Molecular function (GO): DNA binding
Source: RefSeq, a predicted model, not a curated record